AGCAAAGAGAUCAUAACUGGCAAAUUCGAACACAUUCCCUCAAACUAUAUGGAAUAUGAACAUGUGCUAUUCCAAUUUUCACGUCAUAGAAUAUAAAAAUCACCCAUGUUACUUCAUUUCUCUCAAUAUAUAUACCUCAACAUUGUCUGUUUCACAUUCAUUCAUAAAAGAAAGUGAUUUUUUCAAUACCCUAUACUCCAAAUUUGUUUUUAGAUACUAGUUACAAAAUUUUAAUUGGAGUAUCAUAAAGGAUAAACCAUUUUUUGUUGAUAUUGUUAGUUGUGAUGAAAUGAUGGAGGGUGGAAGUAGUUUUAGGAUUGGUAGUUUAUCAAUUUGGAGGAACACUGAUGCUGCUGAGAUAUUUUCAGAUUCUUUUCACCAAGAAGAUGAUGAAGAAGCUCUUAAAUGGGCUGCAAUUCAGAAUCUUCCUACUUUUGCGCGUUUGAGGAAAGGUUUGCUCACUUCACUUCAAGGUGAAGCUACUGAGAUUGAUAUCGAGAACCUUGGGUUGCAAGAAAGAAAAGAUUUGCUUGAAAGACUUGUUAGACUUGCUGAAGAGGAUAAUGAGAAGUUUUUGCUCAAACUCAAAAAACGAAUCGAUAGAGUUGGAAUUGAUCUUCCUACGAUAGAGGUUCGAUUCGAACACUUGAAUAUCGAAGCCGAAGCUCAUGUAGGAAGCAGAUCUUUGCCUACCUUCACUAACUUCAUGGUCAAUAUAGUAGAGGGCCUAUUGAACUCUCUGCAUGUACUUCCAAGUAGAAAACAACAGUUAAAUAUUCUCAGGAAUGUUAGUGGAAUUAUAAAGCCUUCAAGAAUGACAUUGCUUUUGGGCCCUCCAAGUUCUGGAAAAACCACGCUCCUGUUGGCCUUGGCUGGAAAACUUGAUCCAAAAUUGAAGUUUUAUGGAAAGGUGACUUAUAAUGGUCAUGAGAUGAAUGAGUUUGUGCCUCAAAGAACUGCUGCUUAUGUGGAUCAGCAUGAUCUUCACAUAGGAGAAAUGACUGUUAGAGAAACUUUGGCCUUCUCAGCAAGAGUCCAAGGAGUCGGGCCUCGUUAUGACUUGCUAGCCGAAUUGUCCAGAAGAGAAAAAGAUGCAAAUAUCAAGCCUGAUCCAGAUAUUGAUGUGUACAUGAAGAGAGAAUAUUUACUCAUGAAGCGCAAUUCAUUUGUCUACAUCUUCAAGCUUUGCCAACUGUCUUUAAUGGCAAUUGUUGCGAUGACCAUCUUCUUACGGACUGAGAUGCACAGAGAUUCCGUGACUCAUGGCGGCAUAUAUGUAGGUGCAUUGUUCUUUGGUGUUGUGGUGAUAAUGUUCAAUGGAAUGGCUGAAAUUUCCCUGGUAGUUUCAAGGCUUCCUGUUUUCUACAAGCAAAGGGGAUACCUCUUUUAUCCUCCAUGGGCAUUUGCUCUUCCUUCAUGGAUCCUAAAAAUCCCUUUGACUUUGGUGGAAGCUGCUGCUUGGGUAUUCCUUACUUAUUAUGUCAUUGGUUUUGAUCCAUAUAUUGGAAGAUUUUUCAGACAAUACCUUAUUCUUGUACUAGUACACCAGAUGGCUUCUGCGUUAUUUAGACUCAUUGCAGCAGUUGGGAGGGAUAUGAAUGAGGCUCUCACACUUGGAUCAUUUGUACUUGCCAUCCUUUUUGCUAUGAGUGGUUUUGUCCUAUCAAAAGAUAGUAUAAAAAAAGGGUGGAUAUGGGGAUUUUGGAUAUCACCUAUGAUGUACGGACAAAAUGCCAUGGUCAAUAAUGAGUUCCUUGGUAAUAGCUGGAAACAUGUUCUUCCUAACUCAACGGAGCCACUAGGAGUUGAAGUUUUGAAAUCUCGCGGGUACUUCACCGAGUCAUACUGGUACUGGAUUGGUGUGGUUGCUUUGAUUGGAUAUACAUUAGUUUUCAACUUUGGUUAUGUCCUUGCUCUCACUUUCUUGAAUCCACUCGGAAAGCAUCAAACUGUUAUUCCGGAGGAAUCUCAAAACAAUGAGCAAAAUGGUGCUAGCAGAAAUAGAACAAAUGUAUUGAAGUUCAUAAAGGAUAGCUUUUCACAGCACUCAAAUAGAGUGAGAAACGGAGAAUGUACAAGAGGAAGUGUCUCUCCUAGUACUUUACCUAGUAGACAGGAAACAGUUGCUGCAGAGACAAAUCAUAGUAGGAAAAGAGGAAUGGUUCUUUCUUUUGAACCACAUUCAAUCACCUUUGAUGAAGUUACAUAUUCUGUAGGCAUGCCGCAGGAAAUGAAAAACCGAGGUUUUGUUGAGGAUAAGUUAGUUCUUUUGAAAGGUGUCAGUGGAGCUUUCAGAUCAGGUGUUCUCACUGCUCUAAUGGGGGUGACUGGUGCUGGAAAAACAACUCUGAUGGAUGUGCUCGCUGGUAGAAAAACUGGUGGAUAUAUCGAGGGGAACAUCACAAUUUCUGGCUAUCCAAAGAAGCAAGAAACCUUUGCAAGGAUUUCUGGAUACUGUGAGCAAAAUGAUAUCCACUCUCCUUAUGUUACUGUCUAUGAGUCCUUGCUCUAUUCAGCAUGGCUCCGAUUGUCCCCCGACAUCAAUGCUGAAACCCGGAAGAUGUUCAUUGAGGAAGUUAUGGAACUUGUAGAAUUGAAACCACUACGAAACGCAUUAGUAGGACUGCCUGGUGUAAGUGGUCUCUCGACAGAGCAGCGCAAAAGGUUGACUAUUGCUGUUGAGUUGGUAGCCAAUCCUUCUAUUAUAUUCAUGGAUGAGCCAACAUCUGGGCUAGAUGCAAGGGCUGCAGCUAUUGUAAUGAGAACAGUUAGGAACACAGUAGACACCGGAAGAACGGUUGUUUGUACCAUCCACCAGCCUAGCAUUGAUAUAUUUGAAUCUUUUGAUGAGCUUUUGCUACUUAAGCAAGGAGGGCAAGAGAUAUAUGUGGGGCCACUUGGACAAUAUUCUUCCAAUUUAAUUGGUUACUUCGAAGGAAUCCAAGGUGUUAGCAAAAUUAAAGAUGGUUAUAAUCCAGCAACUUGGAUGUUGGAAGUCACAACUCCAUCUAAAGAAGUGGAAUUGGGGAUUGAUUUUGCAGAAGUGUACAAAAAUUCAGAAUUAUACGGUGAAAAGGAACAAGAUCUUUUUAAUGCCAUGGGGUCCAUGUAUGCGGCUGUUCUCUUAAUUGGCAUAAAAAAUUCUACUUCGGUGCAGCCAGUGGUUUCUGUAGAAAGAACGGUCUUUUACAGAGAAAGAGCAGCCGGAAAGUAUUCUGCUUUCCCAUAUGCAUUUGGUCAGGUUGUAAUCGAGCUUCCAUAUGUCUUUGUACAAACUGUGGUCUAUUGCUUUAUAGUUUAUGCUAUGAUUGGUUUUGAGUGGAAUGUGGCUAAAGUUUUGUGGUGUCUAUUCUUCAUGUAUUUCACCUUCCUCUACUUCACCUUCUAUGGUAUGAUGUCAGUGGCCAUGACCCCAAACAGCCACAUUUCCACUAUAGUUUCCUCUGCAUUCUAUGCUGUAUGGAAUCUCUUCUCAGGAUUCAUAAUCCCUAGACCAAGGAUUCCAGUGUGGUGGAGGUGGUACAGUUGGAUAAAUCCAGUGGCUUGGAGUUUGUAUGGAUUAGUGGCUUCACAAUAUGGAGAUAUAAAACACAACAUUGAUACCAAUGAUGGAAGACAAACAGUAGAAGGUUUUGUGAGGAAUUACUUUGGUUUCAAGCAUGAUUUUCUAGCAGUGGUUGCUGUUGUUAAUGUUGCAUUUCCAAUAGCCUUUGCUUUGGUGUUUGCCAUAUCAAUCAAGAUGUUCAAUUUCCAAAGGCGUUAAGGACACUCAACUCUUACUUCUGUAUAGGAAAUCCUAUAGGAUCCCAUAACCACCAUUAUUGUAUUUUUCUGAUUUACCUAUCAAAUAUUGUAUCAUCAUAGCUAGAGAUUAGAUAGUGUAAGUGACAUUAGACACAUACAAUACAGUUGAAUAAUUUUUUUUGUCCGUGAUGAAAUGAAAAAGUACCUCUUAAGGGUGUGUUUGAUCUACUAAAAAACAAGGGACUGAAUAAACGUGUGUUUGAUCUGCUAA
This is a messenger RNA of Trifolium pratense (red clover), 4015 nucleotides long. Its product is annotated as pleiotropic drug resistance protein 1-like. The record is from RefSeq and is a predicted model, not a curated record. Gene Ontology annotation, cellular component: membrane. The transcript is spliced from 20 exons. NCBI's taxonomy places the organism in Eukaryota, Viridiplantae, Streptophyta, Magnoliopsida, Fabales, Fabaceae. The coding region runs from base 290 to 3763 and encodes 1157 amino acids. Gene Ontology annotation, molecular function: ATP hydrolysis activity; ATP binding; ABC-type transporter activity.